AUGUUUCUGUCUCUGCCUACGAUGACUGUACUCAUCCCUGUGUUGUCUUUAGCUGGCCUGUUUUAUUCAGCCAGUGUUGAUGAAAACUUUCCUCAGGGCUGCACAAGUACAACCAGCCUGUGUUUCUACAGCCUGCUGCUUCCAGUUACCAUACCAGUUUAUGUGUUCUUCCACCUCUGGACCUGGAUGGGCCUUAAACUCUUUCGCCACAACUAGGUUAGGCUGAAAUGAGUGGACAUGGGCUAAAAGAUGUGCUUUGCUUUAUCUGUUUGCAGUAGGAUUUGAAGCCAUCCCUAACAAGCAGCAGACUUAACACAUGGAAAUAAGCAUCCACACAAGCAAAUAGAAAACUUGCUUUUACUCUUCCCAUUCCCAACCAAAUCCACAGGAAUAAUGAUGAGUUAUACAGAUAAGGUGGAUGAAAUGCACUACGUAAUUUCACUACCUGUCUACCUUGCCCAAAAGAAAGGGACUACAUUUCCAUCUUUGGACCUGUAUAGUCAACCCUGUGCAGAAAUAUACCAUGGUAGAACUUAACGUGUUACCAGAUACUUUCAAGCAAUUAUCACAGUUCCUUGGAAGAAUGGCAUUUCAUGCAGAAUAAUACCUGAUGUCACCCUAAAUGGAUUUUCUGUCAUGACCCUAUUGUGUUUUCAGGAUGCCUUUUUUAAUUGUUGGACAUGGUGAUAAUAGAUAGUAGUCAGGAUUUUUCUUUCAUUAAGAUGCACUGUUUUCUGCCCUUAGAUUUUACGCUUGAAUUAAUGAUAUUAACAGAUUGUGAUCAAAACAGAACAAAAAGGGAUUCAAAAGCAAUUAUUUCCCAUUAAUAAAGCAACUGAAAAACCAGGUAGAUAUGUAAUUAUUAUUUUGCUCAAUGCUUUAUUUGAAUUUUCACCUUAAAGGGGGAUAACCCUCUCACCUACAAUUUCCCAUGACAUACUAAUCUGAUUCCAGAGAGGGUUUCCAGGAAUUCAAUAUGUCCUCUGGGUGUCAGUAUUAUAGGGAAAUGGGUUGCAUUAAGAAUGGGUUUUGCCCUUCUAGUUCUAAUAAGGAAUAUCCAGCAUUAGAUUUAGUUCAGAGGUUUCUUUUUUAAAAGAUCAUAAAUAUUCGUCCUGUUGAUUAGUGCCUGUAUGUCAUCUCCAGCAUGUGGCAACCCUAAGGGGUUUUUUUGACAGGAUUUUGAUCACAGACCCUUUUAGUAUUAAACGCAUUAUGAGGCUGAGAGAAUGACUUGGCCAAGUUUACCCUGUGGGUUUCUAUGGUAGACUGGAGAUUCAGACUCUUUUUUUCAGUACUAGUGCUGUGGUCAAACCACUAGACCAUGUUACUAGUUAUGUAUAAAAUAUGCCUAACUGGACAUUCAGCUUCAUUUACAUUAAAUUCCAAAGUCACCACA
Molecule: messenger RNA, 1396 nt
Organism: Anolis carolinensis (green anole)
Lineage: Eukaryota; Metazoa; Chordata; Lepidosauria; Squamata; Anolidae
Gene: pigy
Product: phosphatidylinositol glycan anchor biosynthesis class Y
Exons: 1
Coding region: 1-216 (71 amino acids)
Biological process (GO): GPI anchor biosynthetic process
Cellular component (GO): glycosylphosphatidylinositol-N-acetylglucosaminyltransferase (GPI-GnT) complex
Source: RefSeq, a predicted model, not a curated record